Molecule: messenger RNA, 1356 nt
Organism: Suillus subaureus
Lineage: Eukaryota; Fungi; Basidiomycota; Agaricomycetes; Boletales; Suillaceae
Product: triose-phosphate transporter family-domain-containing protein
Exons: 3
Coding region: 1-1356 (451 amino acids)
Biological process (GO): phosphoenolpyruvate transmembrane import into Golgi lumen
Cellular component (GO): endoplasmic reticulum; Golgi apparatus
Molecular function (GO): antiporter activity; phosphoenolpyruvate transmembrane transporter activity
Source: RefSeq, a predicted model, not a curated record
AUGUCUCGAUUUAUCCUUUUGUGCAGUUUCUGGUACACCACCUCUGCACUUUCGUCAAAUACCGGAAAGACCAUCCUCAAUCAAUGGAAUCACCCUGUCACCCUCACCAUCAUACAAUUCGCAUUCGUCGCCGGUUAUUGUCUACUCUUCAUGUCGCCAGUCAUCCAAUUUACAAAAUUGCGUCCACCAACUGGCGCCAUUUUGCGAAGCACAUUGCCCAUGGGCAUGUUCCAAGUUGGUGGCCACAUGUUCUCUAGCAUUGCAAUUUCCAAAAUACCCGUCAGCACUGUUCAUACUAUCAAGGCUCUAUCUCCACUGUUUACCGUUGCCGCUUACGCCAUGCUUUUCGGCGUCAAGUACUCCCCAAGGACGUACUUCUCUCUACUCCCCCUGAUCAUUGGCGUCAUGCUGGCAUGUACGUUCGAGUCCGCCUCAAAUCCGACAGGUCUCCUUUGCGCAUUCGGUUCUGCCCUUGUGUUCGUCAGUUCCAACAUCUUCUUUAAGAAGAUUAUGCCAUCAGGGUCUCAGGCAUCGUCCCACAAGUUAGACAAACUCAACCUGUUAUUUUAUUCUUCGGCCAUGGCAUUCGUAUUGAUGAUCCCGAUUUGGUGUUUCACCGAUCUUCCCCUCCUCGCUGGCGACUCCGUUCAUGUUACGCACCCGACUCGUGGACACGAGGCUCCUCAUUCUAUCCCAUAUUAUUUCUUCAUGAACGGCACCGUCCACUUUGCGCAAAACAUCAUCGCAUUUGUGAUCCUUUCCAGCACGUCACCUGUGACGUAUUCUAUCGCCUCCCUCAUCAAGCGCGUCGCUGUUAUCUGUAUCGCCAUAGUAUGGUUCAACCAGAGCGUACAUCCCAUGCAGGGCCUCGGUAUCGGGAUGACCUUUCUCGGUUUAUACAUGUAUAACACGGCGAAGAGUGAUGUUGAGCGAGGGGAAAACAAAAUGCGCAGGGUAGAGGCGACGCGAGACAUGAUGCUUCCCAUUAAUCGGACUGAGGAGAAGUUAUUGAAUGGAAGCUCGCCGCCAACCCCCAUCCCCGCCACAGGAACGGGGGCACAUCCUGCUACUGGCCGACCGCGGGUGCAGAUUUCAACAAAUGCGCAUUUACACCCAGAUUCGCACGGAAACGGGCAUGGGUACGGGCAUCCUAACCCGCAUAUCCAAAUUUCUCCCCAGGACACGUCGUCCAUCUUCUCAAAGCGAAAUAUUAUUUCGCCCACAGAGCCAUAUCCCUCGCCUCCUCCCUCCAUAGACUCGCCGCCUUCCAAUACGGUCCCUAUUGGAUAUCAGCCCCCACGUAUACAGCAGCAUUUCGGGAUGGAGUCGUUCACUGUGGGACACGUUACUGCUUAG